Ustilago hordei is the source of this 492-nucleotide messenger RNA. RefSeq lists its product as uncharacterized. The record is from RefSeq and is a predicted model, not a curated record. The transcript has 2 exons. Lineage: Eukaryota; Fungi; Basidiomycota; Ustilaginomycetes; Ustilaginales; Ustilaginaceae. Bases 1 to 492 code for a protein of 163 amino acids.
AUGCACACCGCUUAUGCACGACCUCGCUUUAUUGAUGUUUCGAUUGGACUCCGUGAACCUCGUGAAUCCCGUUGGAAUGUCGAAGCAUCUUCAACUGGGUUGAUGAGCUUACGCUUAUUAAUUUCUCAGACGCAUCACGUGGAUAGUUUUCAUUCUAUUUUCAAAUUGCGCAGUCCGAAAACCGAGUUGGUCGUUGGCAAGGUUUUUUGUUGCGAACCACCUCCAUCUCCAUUUCUUCGACGUACUCGCUUACGAGUUCGUCGUUGGGUCGUAGGCUCGGGGAACCAGAAAGUGGCGGAGCAAAGAGAACAAAGGGCGAAAGGUGCCGCUGUUGAGCUGCUCAUGGUCGCUUGCAAGCGGUAUACAGUGGUGAAUGGAAUAGCGGAGCUGUGGGCGGGGAAUUCAAUUGCCUUUGCAUCUAGCAAAGUGUCUCGCUUGGCUCGGGUUGUCACAAGGAAACUUGGACAUGUGGCGCGAUUCUUGUACAUCUGA